AUGACGGGAGGCCUAUGUGACGCAAGAGCCGCGCCAGUAAUUCAGCGCCAGAGGCCGUCGACCCGCAGUGAAAGUCGAAGAGGAAGGCCUUCUGAGCUGUUAAUCGCUGCAAAUGUUUCCGUUGCACUUUUUUUUGUAACUGUUAAUAAGAUCAACGGUCAACGGAUCGACGAGGCGCCACGCGGUCUGGGCGAGAGCCUCGCAAAAGACGAUAGCGGGAAUUGUGUCUCACCUAUGGCAUUUCCAGACGUGUUCGGCGAAGGAACAUUGGAGAAACCCAACAAUUGUAACAAAACCUCCCGUCCUUUUAGGGAACCGGCCAGGAAAAUAUGGAAACAUCUGCUCGUGCCAAAUUACCGUGUGCCGAUUUCUGCGCGGUGCGAUUGUCUUCCGCCCUUCUGCACUUUAAUGCCAAUCACCUUGCGAACGCCGCGAGGAGAAAUCGCGGCAGUUGGCGUUGCGUCAUCGGGAUGCUCCCGUGGCAUCAGGCAAAUGUCGGGUCACGCGUGCCUUCCGCCGUACGCGAACCGCGGGCGCGGCAUUCUGUUCAUACCCCACGGUUCCGCGACC
Molecule: messenger RNA, 570 nt
Organism: Iphiclides podalirius (scarce swallowtail)
Lineage: Eukaryota; Metazoa; Arthropoda; Insecta; Lepidoptera; Papilionidae
Source: the annotation of a GenBank genome assembly